Sphaerodactylus townsendi is the source of this 4131-nucleotide messenger RNA. It is a transcript of the gene NMRK1, whose product is annotated as nicotinamide riboside kinase 1. The transcript is spliced from 9 exons. Gene Ontology annotation, cellular component: cytoplasm. Bases 105 to 815 code for a protein of 236 amino acids. NCBI's taxonomy places the organism in Eukaryota, Metazoa, Chordata, Lepidosauria, Squamata, Sphaerodactylidae. The record is from RefSeq and is a predicted model, not a curated record.
GGGGCGGGGCGGCUGGUAGAAGCAAGCCAAUCACAGCCCGCCGCUUCUUCUGAAAGACGGGCGGGCUGCAUCUGUGUGACAAGGGACGGCUGUGCCACCUCCCCAUGGGGCGGAGCUAUGGCCCUUUAAGAUGGAUAGGUGAUUUAACGUGGGCGAUAGUUUGCUUUCCCGCGAUUGCUCAUACAGCUGACCUAGUCAGACAGGUUGUAAAUACCAUGAAGACAUUGGUCAUUGGAAUAGGAGGCAUAACAAAUGGAGGAAAAACAACUUUGGCAAGAAGGCUUAAGGAGCAGCUUAAAAACUGCACUAUAAUAUCUCAAGAUAAUUUUUUUAAGUCUCAAUCUGAAGUGGCUGUAGAUGAACACGGAUUUUUGCAGUACGAUGUACUUGAUGCCCUGCAUAUGAAAGAAAUGGUGGCAAGUAUACACACUUGGAUAGCAAACCCAGAAGGCUGUGCUUUGCCUGGCCAAUCAAGUAAUAUCCACAAUAAGCAGAAAGAAACAGACUGCUGCAUCUUAAUUGUUGAAGGCUUUCUUCUGUAUAACUACAGGCCCCUUAGUGACAUAUGGAAUAAAAAAUAUUUCCUCACCAUUCCUUAUGAAGAAUGCAAAAAGAGACGAAGCACCCGAAUUUAUAAUCCACCAGACCCACCUGGGUACUUCGAUGGACAUGUGUGGCCCAUGUAUCUGAAACAUAAGAGAGAGAUGGAAGAAAAUGGAACAGACAUUGUUUAUUUGGAUGGAACAAAAUUACAAGAUGACCUGUGUUCAAGGAUAUGUAGUGACAUAGCACAGGAGCUGCAGAAGACAAGUUAGUUGGGUGCUGUUGCCAACCAUGUAUAGAUCCUAAGUACGUCUAAUAUGGACAGCAAUAAUUAAUCCAUUGGAAACUGCCAUAGGAUGUUUUCAAAAGAAACCCUUCUAAAUCAGUGUUGAUCAGGACUCCUGGGUUAAUUCCAUUAGCGAAUCAAUUUCCUAUUGGAGCAGUGUCAUGCUGACCAUGUGAAAUACUAUAGUUCCUAAAUAACAGCGGAAACCUUUGAGGCUGUCUUACAGUAGCCAUUUUAUUUAGGAAAGUACCAAUUUCCUUAGUAAUUUCCUCUUCUUGGAUUAAAUAGUAGUGAUCUCAGAGGGGUUAGAUUCCCUCUCUUCAGCUGACCUUGAGGGAAAGACCCUUUAACUUCUUUCAUUUUAAUCUACCUAUUAGCAUUGUAAGGAUUCAGACUUCAAUACUUGUAGACAAAUCAAGUGCGGGAGGAAGAUUUCUUCUUUUUAUAACUAGGGUGGCACCAGCACAAGAUCAUAAUCUACUCUCUACCAUUGCAACACUUUCCCCCCUCACACACAGGCUUUUCAGGGUAGCUAGGAGCUGCUAGUAUCCUAAUACAGUUGGCCCCCAAGUUAUGUCUGCAGUGAAGAAGCCUGCAUUCUCAUAUUUGUCAAAGAAUACAAAGGACUGAUCUUCUUGUGUGGUGGCUCUUGAAUUUUCGUACAAACAUGAGAUUUCUUGUGUGUCAGGCAGUGUUGUCCAGUUAGAGUUCAGUGUUGACUAGAGGAUCUGUAAUGUUCCAUCUUGAGGUCAAAGUAAAUAAGAUACUGGGAGAUCCAUCAAGAAACAGGGGGGAGGACCCCUGUUAAUCAGAGCGUCUAUUCCCCCCACUCUGCCCAGUAUGGUUUUCCUGACAAAAGCUACCACACACUGUUCCAGAAAAGGAAUGAAUUUCCUGUUUCUUUUGGACAGGAGAUGGGGUUGGGUUCAGUUACUGAAAUAUGUUUGCAAACACUUUGUACCCUCUCCAUGUAGCUCUGAUUCAAAUGGGAUCUCCACAUAGCUUAAGUAUACAUUCUCAAAAUACUGUGGGUGUCUUGGCCACUAGUCUGUUUUAAUCCCUAGAAGUUUGGUAUGUGGGGAAAUCUGACUGUGAGUCUUCAGUUCUCAUUAUUUGAAUAAGCCACCAAACUGUUUGCCAGCCUUAGAGGUUUUAUCCUAUAAGCUUGCCUAGUUAGUAGUUUUACUCAUAUUUUUUCCUGUUUGAUACUGAUGCCCCUGGGAUUUUAAGCUUCAAGAUGAUUAUCACCUUGUCUAAGUAAUGAUCCACUUGAACUAAUUUAGGGAAGAAUGGCAGAAUUUCUCUGUUUGCUUUUGGCUUCAUGCUGAUUCUACAGCAGAGUAUAUUAAGUUCUGUGAUAAUUUAGAUGAAAUAUUUUUCCAUUUCUAGGUGCAGUGGCCAUGGCUACUUUUUUAAGGGCCAGAAAGGGGAAAUCUUCAACACUUUCAUUCUUUGUCACUUCUCUCCCUUGGGAAAGACAGCCUCAGCAACUGCAUUUUGAAAAUGAAAAAUGAUUACAAAGCCACAUUAAAUUUUGUUCUGAACUAACCCUAAUAAAACAAGUUUAUCUUGUUUCCAGGGUCAAUCUUAAACCAGUGGGAAACAGGGUCAGCUGCCUUGUGUCCCGUGAUACAAGGGGUGUCAAUGAAGAGGGGCGGCCAGCUCAGUGACAGGGGCCAGCUGCCCUGGAUCCCAUGUUAGUGAGGAGUCCAACAGGAGGGUAAGCAGGUUCGGUGACAGUGGCUAUUCACACCCACUGUAUCUGGGGCAUGGGCAGCUGGCUUGCAACAGUAGCUCCUGCUCACCUCUCAGAGGCAACUCUUGCCCCUGGUGAUAGAAGAUAAGUGUGGUGGAAACCCAGCAGGGGGUGGUAGUGAUUCUGGGGCUGCAUCCUGGUUUCUUCCCCAGAGGGGGCACUCCUCUUUUGUUUUUUGGCUAGCUGUUAUACAAGAUUCACAAUACACUGAAAAUUGACAUUUUACUUAAAAUCUCAAGAUCUGAAGUAGCUGUAGGUUGGGGGAUAUGCAUGUCAGCACUUUAUCCUAGCCAAUUCUUUCCAGCCUGUGGCACAUCUUCACCUAAUUUGAGCUUGCCAUAGUAAACGCUGGUUUGAACUACUUCAUUUUUGUUAAGCUGACAGUAGUUUGCAGGGGUUGCUUGACUCUGGGAUGCAUAUUAGAAAGUUUACAACACUGUCCUCUAUUCCCAUUAAUUACCCUAUUCUGGAAAGUUUGUGUUCUGAUAGAUUUCUGGUUAUGGGACCAAUGUAUACAACUCCUUUUUCUGUCUGCACUGGCAUCAAGAGCUGUACAUGCCCUCCUAUUCUCUUUUAAUUGUAAAAAUACUUAUCUCCUGCCUGUCUACUUCCAAUGGAACUAAAGACAAAGUCUAAUGAAUCUGGGUAGAGCCUGCCACUAAUACUUCAAAGACAGAAGUCCAUAAAGCACUAUUCACAACUGCUAUAUAAAGGGGAAAAAACCCACCCUCAAUUGCUUUCCUGAAUAAUGCUGCUUUGUAGUAUAUCUUAACACUGCCGGAACUGAUGCUGUUCAGUAGUAAUGCCACCACCAGUGAAAAGGCCGGUGUUGCAUACUUGAUGAUGUUAGUUUGAUGAAAUGAAGAAGAUAAUUGGAAGGAACAAAGUAGUCAGGUUCAGAGCAGAAGAUAUGGUCCUCUUCAAUAUAUGUAUGCCAGGGCAUGAGGGGCCAACUUUCAAGGCAAAUGAGAAGAGGUGGUGGUUUGUGCUAUUUGUCUUUGAAAGUAGAUUUCACAUGUAGGGUAUGGCUGUAAGUUUAAUCAUCAAUAAACAUAAGAAAUGUAGACUCCAUUGUUGGCUGGCAAUUGACAAGAUACUGUCCCAGCCACUGAGAUGUCAAAAUGAGGAGGGAAUGUUAUUAAUGUUUUAGAGUUGCAUGCAUUCCCAGUGGCUAUUAGUAUACUUCCUUGUGUGUUACACCCUUGUCCAUUUUUUUAAAAUUGAAGCCAACCUAGUUGCCUGUUCCUCUGCUUGUUUUUUUAAAUCUUUCAUUCUUAUCCAACAAGUUCUGUCCAACUACAGAAUAUUGCACAGUACAUUCAGCUAUUAUAUUUGAAUAAAAGUGCCUCUAAGCCAAGCUUGACUUUAGAAUUCAUGCAGUAACAAGAAUAUGUAAAUUUAUAAUUGUAAUCUAAUUUCAAAAGUGACUGUUAAUUUUGUACUACCUAGAUAAUGUAUGUUAUUUUGAAUUUAAAGCUGUUGUACAUAAACACAAACCUCUGUAUUUAAUGAGAUACAUUUUAAUAAACCUACUAAUUUUAAAAGA